Molecule: messenger RNA, 7326 nt
Organism: Epinephelus moara (kelp grouper)
Lineage: Eukaryota; Metazoa; Chordata; Actinopteri; Perciformes; Serranidae
Product: overexpressed in colon carcinoma 1 protein homolog
Exons: 6
Coding region: 301-489 (62 amino acids)
Source: RefSeq, a predicted model, not a curated record
AUAUGUGUGUGUGUGUGUGUGUGUGCAUAUAAAAGCCUCUCUCUCCAUGCUUCCACUUCACUCUCAGCUCUCCAUUGCUUUGCUGAAAGCAUAGGCGCAGGACGGACGAGAGGGGAGGGGGACACGACUGAAGGAGAUCCCUGUGUUACAGUGGGAGACAUUUCUUUGACCUUCCUCCUUACUUUCUCCCCCCACCCUCCUCCCUCCUCUCCCAAUGUGUUUUGGGUCUCCCUCCUUUCCCCCCGCUUCUUCCUCUUAAGCGUCUCGGCUCUGCUUGGACGGUGGCUGCAUCGAUGCAAAAUGGGUUGUGGCAAUUCCUCAGCCACCAACACCUCAGGAGGGGGGCCAGCAGACGUCUCCAAAGAUGUGACAGAAGAUCCUGCGGCAGACGAUGAGAAAAGAAGGAACUAUGGUGGCGUAUAUGUAGGUCUACCAGCAGACCUGACCACUGUGGCUGCCAGCCAGUCCAAGUCCACACGUAAAGACUAGCAGCGACUAAAAGACACAACCCAGGAUCCUCCAUAUUCAUUCACCUAGAGACACUCACAUUACAAGCAGAGAGCAUGUAAGUGCUCCUAUUCUGGCUCACCACACACUGAAUAACAACUCAGGCUUUAACACUGUCAUUGGGCGAGGAUGUGGACAGCUUGCCGGGGAUCUGAGGACGCUGCCUCAUGGAGUCAUGGGUGGCACAGUGACGCAGGGAUGCACAGCAGAGGUCUGCAUACGGCAUCCAUCAUCACCCUUCACUUUGCAAAAAAAAAAAAAAAAAAAGGAAGAUGAGCAUCAGAGCGGACAAGCACCCACCCUGGGACUGGCUGUGGGCGGCGGCAAUGGGCAUUGUGACAGCCAUCUUGGCUUCUCGGUCACGGCACUGGAACAUUCUCUUUCUUUCUCAGGAGGAGACAGGGGACCCAGCCAACUAACUAACUAACUAACUGUCUGGGAAACACACACACAUUCCCAAUAGCCCUCUGCAAUAAUAAUCACUGCUCAGUUAUUUCUCUAAGAAGCCAUCAAUGAUUCAUUGUGUGGCGGAGACAGAGAGUUAGAGAGACAGAGAGAAAUCAGAGUUUUGCAAAAAGCGGCAAACAAGUUCUUGUUAAUGCGUCACAGAACAUCAAAGUGUCAUUGAAAAUAGAAUUGAUUUCAAUCAGGGGCGCGCUGCUGUAAGUGUCUCAAAAUGACACUGCUUCCGAUGAUGAGCCUAAAUGAUAAUAAUAAGUUAAAUCAAGAGUGUUUUAAUCAACGUCUGCAAAUGUCCUGCUAUUGUCACUUAACUUGUGCCCCAGACUGAUUAUGUAACAUCAGCAUAUGACUCAUGAUACUUAGAGGAUCUCCCUCUCUCUCUGUCUGCCUGCCUCUUUCUCUCUCUCAUGCUCUCUCUGCAGCAUGUUGUUUUUUCCCCCUGCAGAGCUCUGAUUCUGGGUAAUUCACACAGCUCUUACAAUCUUUCUCAGAAGCAGAAUUGUCUCGCCGUUAGUUCUUAUCUCUAAGCAUAAAAUGUGAUCUAAUGUGUAACAGCAAAAACAAAGUCAUUAAAUUAAGUUCAGUUGCAAAAAAAAAUUGUGCAAAAAAGGAAACCAAGAGAGGCAGAGGUGGUGAUUUUUGUUUUAACGUCCCUUGUUUUUCAUACAGUUUACUGACAUUGUUUUGUAACUGAUUUUAUUACAAUCUAUUUUAUACAUUAUGUAACACACUUUAUUGUGAAUGUUGUGAUCUUCUGUAUGUAGUCCCUUAAGGAUAAAGCUGGUGCUACGCUGUGUUUUUGUUAUGUCCAGCAAAUACCAUGAAAAGACUAAAGCCAACCAAUCUCGUGGCCUUCAGGAGCUGAUGGAGUGGUUCCGUUGUCAUGCAGAUUAAUAGGAAAUUCUACUCAUAAUGGCAAGUAGUUUUCAAUGGUCCUAUAGAUAUAUACAAGGAUGUAAAUCCAGGUAAAAAUAGGUCACUAACAUUUAGUUUCAUUUUUUUUAAAAAAGUCUCAGUAAUCUCCUACAACAGCUGGACAUGGCAGUUGAUAGCAAAUGUAAUUUAAAAGGGGUGAAUAGCGUAUUUGUUGGGGACUACUUUCAGCUGUGGAUUAAUACACAUUUGGUAUUCUACUACAGUGAUUCCCAACCACGAAUUCUUGGGGUGCGUUCAGAAAUACUCACUCAGCAUGCCAGAGUGCACUCUGGAACAAACUGGACCAUUUGUAAAUUAGUUGCGCUGUUGGAUUGUACUGUUCCGUUCUUCAGACCAUCACAGUCUGGGAGCAGCUGAGUGAAAUCUGUGCACUCUGUCUGGGGAGACGUAGUCUGACUCAUUGCAUGUAGAUUGUGGCCAUAACGCUGCCACUGGGCACUGAUUUCGGCCAGAAUUCUCCCUUCCAUCCCCUGUCUGUGUGUUACCAUUUCCAAAUCCCCUAUUGUACGGGCGCUGUCACUGCAUCGUGGCCUUAGUGCUGCCCAAGAUGAGUGUGGUUGGUUUAAAGGGACAAAAACACGGCAGCAUGUUUCUUUCCCCCCUAUAGAAACAAGAUAAUAGGUGAUUUAAACCUUUCUCUUAUGCUGACACAGCGCUGUAGAGAUAAGUCUGGCUACGCAAGACCAACACGUUCUCACUCCAACCUCGUCACAUAUUAACGUUUGAUCAUGGACCUUCAACGUCUAGAUAUGAUGUGAAAGGUACCUUGGGUGUGUUGGUUGUUGCCGUUCUGGGACACCGUGUCAAGUUCUGCCUGUUACAUGCAUUGUCUUCUUUCAAAAUACACUUCCGUUUUCACAGGAAAUGUACCGUUUACAUACAGUCUCUUUCAAAAUAAAUGCACUAUGUCGGCACAACACUGCGAUUUGGUGUUUUUUUUUCCUCCAACAACUAACGCAUGCAGUUGGGUUUGGAAAAAAGAACACUGUUUGACAGUUUGACUUAAUAAUCUUACGGGAUAGAACACCGUGUCCCAGGUGAAAGUCUGUGUUUUUGGAUCCAUCCACCACCCCUUCCGCCUGCCCUAUUCGUACUUUCACCACCUUAACGUUCAGUUUUGUCCCACCACAUUUCCCCCUGACGCCACCAAGUGCUGUUCAACGACAAAAUAAUGUUAAAGGACGGCUUUUUUUUGUCAAUGUCUGACACUGCAAGCCACUGCCUAAGCGCUGGAUUUUGACGACUUUGGAGUGAGACCUUGGCAGAGUGCUAAUCAGGAAUCAGGGAAUGUAUUGUUAACAUAACGGUUUGUUAAUUCAUGUAGAGCUAGAACGCUCUGUUUCUUUGAACAACAGCUCUCUCAUUUCAGUACAGAGCAUCAGUUUGGAUUUAUGAAUGCACCCUUGUACCCUAGGGGUACUUCUGCAGUUACAAUGAUGUAUGUGGAAAUAUAUCGGUGUAGCUCAGCGAAUUCAAAAAACAUUAAAUAACAAUGAAUUUAAAAAUGUAUUUUUAAUCAGGGAGUGUGCGAGUAGCCAGCAAGCAAGCAAGCAGAGAAGUCUAAACAGUAAAAAAUAAUGUGUAAAUGCUCAAAAAUUAGCUCAAAAUCUGGUUGUAAGUGAUAACUAAAAGGACCAAACAUGCAGUUGAAAUAGUCAGCGUAAAGUAAUGCAUCGUGUAGCUUCUGCGACUCAUAGUACAAUUGCAAACUUGACCAAACCAACCAAAACACUGACAGUUUAACUGUAUGAAAGAAUACUGUUCAUAGUGUUUUAUAAUAUCCAGCUUACUUGGAACCUGGUGGGUAAAUGAAGGGGUACUUGAGUCCAUCUGAUAGGGGUGCAGAAAAGGUUGGGAACCACUGCUCCAGUAGUGUUUACAGCAGCAGGACAGUAUAUGUGGACUAAAGAGCUAUGGUGCAGAGUUAUAAGCUAUAUUGGUUAUUUUAUGGCUAUAUAUUUGUUAGUAGGGUCAAUUCAUGGUGUUUUUUUCAUGGUAUUUUUGGACAGUAAGAAAACUAUAGAACCAGCCUUAUUCUAAGCAAAAACCUCACCAGUGUCCCCAUUAAAAAACACACAUUACAGCUGGGCGGACAUUAGGGGCCAAGGUCAUUUGUCAGCUGGACUCUUGAUGGCUCUCUCUUCUAAUGAAUGUACAACAACCUCCACUCACUGGGACCCAAGAGGAGGGUGGAAAUAGGCCAACUUUAAACACUUGAGAUUCAAGAGAUGUUCCGCGUUACACAAAACGCUUCAUACACCUGUGUGUGUGUGUGUGUGUGUGUGUGUGUGUGUGUAGCCUCGACUGACCGGUCACAUGAAAAUAGGGACUUAUUUCACCAUGCCUGAACACAAGCUCACUGUUUACUGUUCGUGUCUGUUUGAAUGACGCCCACUAGCUGCCAAGCUCUGUUAUCAGUCACUCUGAUACCAAGGGAAUUCAUGCAGUGUCUUUUAAUUGCAAGCCAUUUGUCAGCUCACAUUGUCGCAGCGUUUACACUGUUCACCUGUGGUAGAGGCAGAAUAUACUGCAGAUACAAAGAGCUGCUUUAUGUACUGUGUAGGCUAGUUUACAGCGCAUUAUAAAAAGAGCUGCAGUGUGUGCCUACAGCACCACAGCACCGGUUUGAUUUAGAACCGCGCCUGAGACGUUAUAUUUUUGGUGUCCAUUUUCCUUGAUGUCUACAUUUCCUCGCUGCUGCUGCUGCCUCAGUUUCCCUGCGUCAGUCCCUACCAGAGGCCUUUGGCUUUUACAGCAUGUCGUGCCGCCUGUCUCUCCCUCUUUUAUCAGCCCCGCUUUGCCCUUUAUAGUUGUUCCUCCUGUAUAUGAUGAAUGUCAUUGCCUUUGCCCUAUUCAAUUAGUCUAACAGGGACAAGGGGGCAGAAUGUGGAUGAACAACAGUCUGAAGUGAAGCCUUCUACUUUAAAGGGGAAGUACAUCCAUUUUCCAAAGUCAUACAUGUUAUUCUUAUGGUCUAAGACAGCCAAAAGUGAGUAAACAGUAAACAUGAAAAACUUAGUGCUUAAACUCAAAAAUUGUGAUGUUACAUAAAAUCUGGAGCUGCUCCACAGACAUUAAAUUGGGAAAGAUGUUCUCCAUGACACUGAGAGCGCUCGGGGGAAUGUUCUGAGUAUAUGGGUACAUUUUCUGUUUCUGAAUUGAGAACACUACAACACAAUAAAGCUCCUUUGAGUAUAAAAAGACUCCCAUUCAUUGUCUCUGGAGCACCUCCUGACUUUAAACCCUAUGACAUCACAAGUUUGAGAUUUACUCCUCUUGUUUCUGGCUUUGAGAGAGAGUUGCUCAUCUUCACAAGUAUUGUUUGAACUUUUCUAGGCCAUGAAAAUAACAUAUUGGAAAUCCUUAUUUAGGUGGUGGUGGUGUUCCCCUUUAAAGUACGGCCAUGGCACAUUGUUGGAUAGUUGUAAAAAGCUGUGCCACACAGCAUGUUGUGUGAAUGUUGUAGGGUUGGAAUGUGUUUAGUGAAGUACAGAGUAGUUUGACAUGUUAGGGGAAACUUUUAUUUGCUUUCUUCCCAAGAAUUAGGCAAGGAGAUUCAUACCAUUUUCAUGUCUGUACGCUGAAUAUAAAGUUACUGCCAGAGGCCGGCUAGCUUAGCUUAGCUUAGCUUAGUUUAGCGCAAAGACUGGAAACAGAGGGAAAUAGCUCACCUGGCUCUGUCCAGUAGCAACAAAACCCACUUACCAGCAACUUAAGCUCUCUCGAUUAAUUCAUAGAAAAAGGGUUGUAAUGAUACAUUGUGGUUCAGCCCAGUAGCCAGAAGAAAAUGUUCUCACUGAAUGUUUCAUUUGCAUCACAUUUUCAGGUUUGAUACGUACUAUAUCAAUGUUUCUAUAGUGACGCAAUGUAUAAGCUGACUUUUGUCAUUGGGAGGAGGAGAGAGGUUAUGGCAUUAGCCUGGUAAGACCAUCCUGAUGAUGUGAGUUCAACAUUCUGUUUCGCUCUCUGUGUCAGCCUGGACUCGCCUCAUAUCCACAAAUUAAAAUCCAGUCAGGGCCAAUCUGGGAUCCGCACCAUAGUUGUCACCAUAAGCAGCCACUCAGGGACUGCGCUGUAGCUGAUGAUGGAAAAUGCAGGCCGUAGCUUGCAGAACAGUAAUGGCGACUCCCGAAGCAACAAGCGCUAACUCUAACCUCAGCAGAGUAAACACAGCAAUAACUGAAGUUACUGCAGAAAUAACAACAAUUAAAUGAGAACAAAAUUAUGCAUUCACAGAGGUUCUCGGAGGAAAAGACAUUUUGAUUUGGCAAAAGUUUUUUUAUCAUCUGGCUCCAUUGGUGAUGAAGAUGUACCUCAGUGUUUUGUUAUGCUAAUUGGCUGAUGGAGUUUGUCUGUCAAUGCGAGUACUCCUACCCACUAAAGGGGUUUGGGGCAACACUGAGUCUAGACUGAUACAGAAAGCAAAUCAGAAUGUUGAGCUCACGUCAUCAGGGUGGUCUUAUUAGAUUAGGAUGGUGUGUCAACAACGCAAGAUGCCGGCCAGGCUGCAGACCCCUGUUUGAGACCAACACCACUGCCCUUUUUAGCAGCACAUGAUGGCGUUUCCUGGCUGCGUUUGUGGCACCAAACCUGGGUGUUUUUCACCGACCCAUCCCUGCUUUUCCAGAGGCUUUUGUGCCACCAAAUGUGGGUGUUUUAAGCCAAAACGUGAUCUUUUCCUAACCAUAAACAAGUGUUUUUUGCACCCACACCUAACCACACCUGUUGUUGAGAAACACUAAGUUUUAAUCUAUAUAUACAAAAUAAUGUACACAUGUCAUGUAUCCAUGGUUUUCAGAAAUGUUCAGUGCAAACAUUUUUCUCUGGCUAUUGGGUUGUGUGGUUUAUGUGGUCGUAAGGUAACCAACUGCUGGCAGUAAUUUCAAAUUCAUGAGAAUGGUAUCAAUCUUCUCAUCUACCUCUUGGCAAGAAAGCAAAUAAUUCUGCAAAAUGUCAAACUAUUCCUUCAAUGUCAGGAUAGGAUCCUUCAGGUUGUGUAGCACAUUAAUGCCGAAAGAUAUGGAAACCGCUUGAGGUCAAAGCCUCUGUGAAUUGUUUUAAUUAUUAACAUGCCUAUUAACACACUGGAAAACACUUGGAGUGAUCGUUAAAACCCCAGCAGUGUCUCUUUAAGUUGUUGACAGCUGUAUGAUGUUACGAUUAAAGAGGUAAUGACUGAGGUGAUUGGGUUUGCUCAGUGAAAGUCGUAUUUUACAGGCUAUUUAUCUCUCACACGUGUUCUGUGAGUCUUUCAUUCACACAUACUCUUUAUCAUUCGUGCACAAAUUACCUGCUCAUCAUAAAUGUCAAAUCACCUAAUUCAUCAGUUAUGCUGACAUGAGGUGAAAAAAAAAAACUUGACUGCCUCUGUGAAAGUCACCCAUGAUCAUCUGACUCAGUUAUUUAUGAUUAAAGACUUUU